Molecule: messenger RNA, 1063 nt
Organism: Panicum hallii
Lineage: Eukaryota; Viridiplantae; Streptophyta; Magnoliopsida; Poales; Poaceae
Product: heavy metal-associated isoprenylated plant protein 39-like
Exons: 3
Coding region: 267-773 (168 amino acids)
Molecular function (GO): metal ion binding
Source: RefSeq, a predicted model, not a curated record
UUCGGUAGCCAUUCCCUUUCCUUCCCUGCCUGCCUUUUUGAUACGUGACACGCCCGGCUGCUUGUGCUGCUGCUGCUUUAUUACAGCUUCUCCUCCUGGUGUUUCCUCCGCGCUCUCCACCAUUGCUUUUCUCCAGUCCUGACUCCUGACUCCUGACACCCAACCAACCUCCUCGGCACCAUUCCCGUCGCCCUUCCUUCCUGCCGGCAGCUACUUUCUUCUGACUUCUGCUGCGCCGCCGGCCGUGCUCGCACUCCUCCGGCGACAUGUCGAAGAAAAUCGUGGUGAAGCUGGACCUGCACGACAACAAGGACAAGCAGAAGGCCAUGAAGGCCGUCUCGGCGCUCACCGGGAUCGACGCCAUCUCCGUGGACAUGGCGUCGCACAAGAUGACGGUGAUCGGCAUGGUGGACCCCGUGAACGUGGUGAGCAAGCUGCGCAAGGCCUCGUGGGCGGCGACCAUCGACUCGGUCGGCCCGGCCAAGGAGCCCGAGAAGAAGGAGGAGGAGAAGAAGAAGGACGGGGAGGCCAAGAAGGAGGGAGAAGGCGACAAGAAGGACGGCGACGGCAAGAAGGAAGGCGAGGGGGAGAAGAAGAAGGACGGCGAGGGGGAGAAGAAGAAGGACGACGGCGACGGCAAGAAGGCGGCGGCGCCGACGGAGCAGCAGAUCCUCGAGCUGAUGAACCAGUACCGCGCCUACUACCCGCCCAUGAACACCCACUACUACGUCCAGAGCAUGGAGGAGAACCCCAACUCCUGCGCCAUCUGCUAGACCCUUGUGCCGCAUGAGGUAAUCAGCCACCAUCAGUUACCGUGUCUAGCUCACGUGUAUAUAUCCGAGUAAGAAUUACGAGACAGACGACCUGAGGUACUUGUGAACCAUGCAUGCUUGCGACGUGCAUAAAAAGGUAAAAAAAGAUAGCGCCUACUCGUGUGGUGGAUACGCAGCGUGUCUCAGUACAUAGAAGAACACGUAUGAUGGUAACUGUAUGUGUAAGUGAAACUUUGCUUUCUGAGUUAACUAGAGAUGUAAUGAUAUGUAGCUACAAUUUUGGAUUUUAA